UCUGAACAACUCACAGUCUUUUUCCUUAAUUCUUGAAAUUCCCUCAUUCCUCAGUAUCUAAUUUGAAAGUAACGUUUCAACACCAAGUCAUUUUCAUCAAUUUGUUCACUUACACAAAUUGAAAUGGCAUCACUAUCAAGUACCCUACUUGUUACAUUUUACUUGACAUUUACAUUAUUAUUAUUAUUAUUAUGUAGUCAUGUUGUUACUGCUAGGUACCAUCACCACGGACACCGCGGUCACCAUAAUAACAAGAAACAACAUAAGCAUAAUUCACACAUAUCGUAUCCCCCUUCAAUUUCACCCGAGCCUUCACCCUCCGCGGGGGACGAAGGGGUUUAUGAUGUGAGGUCUUUUGGUGCCGUGGGGGAUGGUGUUACGGAUGAUACUGAAGGUUUUAAGGCAGCGUGGGAUGCUGCUUGCCAAGUUGACUCAGCUGUUAUUCAUGUUCCUGUUGGUUACUCUUUUAUGAUUCAGUCUACUAUAUUUACUGGUCCUUGUCAAAGUGGCUUGGUGUUUCAGUUGGAAGGAACAAUAAUGCCUCCAGAUGGACCAGAGUCGUGGGGGAGCAACAAGAGUAAGAGGCAGUGGCUGGUAUUCUAUAGAGUAAAUGAGUUGUCAUUACAAGGAGGAGGCGUCAUAGAUGGAAGAGGACAAGAGUGGUGGAAUCUUCCUUGUAAACCCCAUAAGGGACCUAAUGGAAGUACACUACCUGGACCAUGUGACAGCCCAAUUGCCAUUAGAUUCUUCAUGAGCUCAAAUCUAACGGUGCAAGGAAUUAAAAUGAAGAAUAGCCCCCAAUUUAAUUUCAGAUUUGAUAACUGCAAGAAUGUGCAUAUUGAAUCCCUACACAUUACAGCUCCCAUAUGGAGUCCCAACACUGAUGGCAUUCACAUUGAGCAAACCAGCAAUGUUGAAAUUUAUGACUCCCUCAUCUCUAACGGUGACGAUUGUGUAUCAAUAGGAGCAGGAUGUUACGAUGUGGAUAUUAGGAAUCUUACAUGUGGACCUGGAGGACAUGGAAUCAGCAUUGGGAGUUUAGGCAACCACAAUUCGCGAGCAUGUGUAUCAAACAUCACAGUUCGUGACUCAGUAAUAAAACAAUCAGACAACGGUGUGAGGAUCAAGACAUGGCAAGGCGGAUUUGGAGCAGUAUCAGGAGUUUCGUUUCUCAACAUUCAUAUGGACAAUGUACGUAACCCUAUUAUAAUCGAUCAAUUCUACUGUCUUUCGAAAGACUGCAGUAAUCGGACUUCAGCAGUGUCUGUUUCAGAUAUUGAAUACUCAAGUAUUAAAGGAACGUAUGAUAUUAGAAGCCCGCCAAUGCAUUUUGCUUGUAGUGACACUAUCCCCUGCACGAAUAUAACACUUUCAGACAUAGAACUUUUGCCUGCUAAAGGCGAAUUAGUGUUGGAUCCCUUCUGUUGGAACGUGUAUGGAGGACAAGAGACGUUAACAAUUCCGCCUAUUUUUUGCUUGUUAGAGGGAAAUCCUCCAUCGGUGUUUGAAAAUAAUGACUUGGGGUAUUGUUCCUCGUCGUGAAUUUUAAUAUUGCCGGGUUGUUUUGUGUG
This is a messenger RNA of Solanum tuberosum (potato), 1571 nucleotides long. Its product is annotated as polygalacturonase At1g48100. The coding region runs from base 124 to 1542 and encodes 472 amino acids. The record is from RefSeq and is a predicted model, not a curated record. Gene Ontology annotation, biological process: carbohydrate metabolic process. The transcript has 6 exons. Gene Ontology annotation, molecular function: polygalacturonase activity. Lineage: Eukaryota; Viridiplantae; Streptophyta; Magnoliopsida; Solanales; Solanaceae.